Messenger RNA from Orussus abietinus, 2187 nucleotides. It is a transcript of the gene Ak3, whose product is annotated as GTP:AMP phosphotransferase AK3, mitochondrial. Bases 205 to 1062 code for a protein of 285 amino acids. Gene Ontology annotation, cellular component: mitochondrion; cytoplasm. Gene Ontology annotation, molecular function: AMP kinase activity; ATP binding. The record is from RefSeq and is a predicted model, not a curated record. The transcript is spliced from 4 exons. Gene Ontology annotation, biological process: nucleobase-containing compound metabolic process. NCBI's taxonomy places the organism in Eukaryota, Metazoa, Arthropoda, Insecta, Hymenoptera, Orussidae.
GUAUUUAUUCAUCCUAAGCCACCUGAAAUUUAUCCGUGGCUUGGAGUUUUGAGCGUGCCGCCAUGACCAAUGUUGCCAACUUAUUAGAAUUCACGGGCUUGGAAUUGGCAACACUGAUCAUGGCGUUCAAAGACCGGCUUCGGUCGUCAAUCGUUGACAGGUCGGUUUAUCGGGGGUCGAACUUUGCGCUGACGACUGUCGCCGAUGGCGUCGACGUCAACAAUCUCGACUAUCACGACGUCGCUGUGGUUCGUCGUAAUUACGGCCUUAGUUGCGACUCAUCAGUACGGUCGCGUCCGUGGAGCGUGUGACAUCGUAGAGCGCUACGCGGCAUCUUGCGACUCGCGGCCAUUGUCGGCGCCAUCUUGUCAAAGUCCGAUAAAAAAGAUGGUGGCGGUGUCCACGUGCCGCGCCAAGGUCGCGGCCUUCAGGGCCGUGAUAUUGGGCGCCCCGGCUUCCGGGAAGGGAACCGUCUCCUCGAGAAUCGUCGACAACUUCGGCGUCGUGCACAUUUCCAGCGGAGACAAGUUACGCUUGCACGCGGCCAAUAAUACCGAACUUGGCAAGGAGGUGAAGAAACAUCUCAACGAGGGCACUUUCGUUCCCGACGACACAAUGAUCUCAUUGAUCGGCAAGGAGAUCGAAUCGCUGGGAGAACGAAACUGGCUGCUGGAUGGAUUCCCGAGGACUUUGUCGCAGGCGGAGAAAUUGCAGAAGUUGCAUCCGGUCAGUCUGGUGCUGAACCUCGUGGUACCUCACUCGGCGAUCCUGGAAAGAAUUCAAAGCAGAUGGGUACAUCUGCCCAGUGGUAGGGUGUACAAUAUCGGGUUCAAUGAUCCAAAAGUACCGGGAAAGGACGACGUCACCGGGGAGCCUCUGAGCCAGAGGGCGGACGACAAGCCGGAAAUUGUGAAGAAACGACUGAAGGAUUAUGCGAGUAAAACGGAGCCCGUUAUACGGUUUUACAGGGACCUCGGGGUCCUCCAGGACUUCGAGAGCAGCACUACCGACGAAAUGUGGCCGAAAAUUAAGGAAUGCGUGGCGAAGUUUGUGCACAAGUGAUUUGCAAGGAGGACUUCACGUAGAGUCGGCAGGUGCUGUUGUUCAGUCAUUUUUUUUUUAUCUAUAGUGGGAACCAAAGGUACAACUUGCAUUCUAAGUAAUACGAAAGCGGCGAAGGGAUCAUUUUCGUCAGAUUACAGAUCGAUGUCACGUAACGAAGUCUACCGGGUGAAUUCCGAUUUUGUAGCCUUUUAUUAUCCGAGGAAUUUAUCUUUGUAUUUCGAUGAGUUUUAUCGCGAGGCGAUUUUUUUUCUUUUCUUUUGUAGGAUUUUUGCACCAUGUGAGGUGUUAGUCAAGAAUCGCGAGCAAGGUUUAAUGAUAAUGGGAUCGGUCGUCUCAUGUUCAAGGGUUACAGUCCGAUUCCAUUAUCAGUGAGUAGCUCCGAUGAAAUUAAUAUUGUGGAUAUGUAGAUACAUGUAUAUAUAAGACGUUUGAGACUCGAUGCAGGCGAAUUUUACAGAGGCAUGCAAAUAAUUGUUUAGUAACUACGUCAAGGGAAUGACGUAAUAUCCUUGUAAUUUAUUAUAAUUUAUAGAGUUAAGGAAAGUUACAGGUCGCCGCACAAACUGUUUAUCUGGAUCGUAGAUAAACUCGAUUUCGUACAUAGCUCUCGUACAAAGAGUGGCCUAAUUCGUCAUGUAUGAGAUCGGCGAAUUUAGUAUAAAAGAAAUACAGCUCAAACUUUAAUUGUAUUGAAAUAAUCAUAUAGCUGGGUCGAACGAGUUGUAGGGCGAUUUUUCUAAUUAAUCGAUAUAGGCUUUAUGAAGUUCGAUAUCGUGGAAACGGCAAACUUUUUAAUUAUGGAGCUGCGUACAGAGAACGAUAAGAAAUAGGAAUUGCAAAAAUCUUUUAACGCCGUGAUUGUAUUUUUUUUUUCUGUGCUGAUUUAAGUAUCCCUUGAAAGAAUCAAAUCAUCGUUUAUGUACUUCCCGGUAUUUCUUAAGCGCACAAAUUGAACACACAGGAUAUAACAUUGUAAGAAUCGCAUUUUCCAUUUACGAGGUUUCUGUGUAUUGCAUGAUAACAAAUCAAGAAACUUGUAAUAAUGUGUGAUGUGAACGCGAAUCAUAAAAUGUAACGCAAGGUUAUAUAUAAGGAGAAGUUUUAGUACAAUUUCUCACAUUU